This is a messenger RNA of Pimephales promelas (fathead minnow), 1964 nucleotides long. RefSeq names its product nucleoporin 62 like (gene nup62l). The record is from RefSeq and is a predicted model, not a curated record. Gene Ontology annotation, biological process: protein import into nucleus; RNA export from nucleus. Gene Ontology annotation, cellular component: nuclear pore central transport channel; nuclear pore. Gene Ontology annotation, molecular function: structural constituent of nuclear pore; phospholipid binding. Lineage: Eukaryota; Metazoa; Chordata; Actinopteri; Cypriniformes; Leuciscidae.
UCUGUAAUUUCGAUCAGGCAGUAAUUUAGACAGUUGACGUAGAGGUCCUCAGAGCCGAAGCGCAUGUGAUGUGACGACGAAUACUGCGCGCGCGAGCUGCUGUGAAGGUCUUUUGAGGCACUAUGGCGUUUAACUUUGGACAAGCGGGCACUGGGGGCUUUAGCUUUGGACCCCCCAAAACUACGGCGGCAGCCCCGACGGGCUUCGGCCUGCAGACCAGCGCUCCUGCAGGGGGGGGCUUCUCUUUCGGGGCCAGCCAACCCCAGACUCAGACCUUUGGCCAACCCCAGACUCAGACCUUAACCCAACCCCAGACUCAGACCUUUGGCCAACCCCAGACUCAGACCUUUGGCCAACCCCAACCCCAACCUCAGACUCAGACCUUUGGCCAACCCCAACCCCAGACUCAGACCUUUGGCCAACCCCAGACCCUGACUCAGACCUUUGGCCAACCUCAACCCCAGACCCAGACUCAGACCUUUGGCCAACCUCAACCCCAGACCCAGACUCAGACCUUUGGAAACCCACCGCAGCAGUCUCAGAUCGCUGGACUCCUCGCACAGCCCACGCCGAACAAUGGAAGCACACAAGGUGGAUUCAGCUUCGGAGCCCAGGCUCCGAGCAGCACAUCUGGGGGAGGCUUCUCUUUUGGCGCCUCCCUUCCUAAACUCAGCACACCUGCAGCAGCUCAACCUGUGACCACAGGCAUGACUCUGGGGGCUUCACCUGCCGGGACUGGCUUCACUCUCGGAGGUCUGGCUCCACAGACUACAGCGGCCCAGCAGCCUAUGGGGGGAUUCAGCUUUGGGGCGGCCAAAGUUCAGGCGGCCUCCGUUGCCCCGACACAGCCCAGCCCUGCGCUCUCACUGGGGGUUCAGCCCACAGGUCUGACUCUUGGGUCUUCAACUGCCUCCACAGCCUCAACAACCGCAAUUAACUUUGGAAUUAAAACUUCAGCCACCCCAGCUCCCGCUAGCUCUGCUUCAACAAGUCAGUCCAUGGCGGCUCCAAUAUCCUCUCUUUUUGCGAAUCCUAUAGCCUCAACACCAGCCACAGGAUUCACAUUGGGCGCCUCGAUGGCCUCCGUGGCUCCUGUGAUGACCUCAGCAUCCAUCGCUCCCACAAGCCUGUCCCUGAAGCCUCUGGGAGCGGCUCCUGCUGUAACCUCAGCUAUUGCUAGCACUGGAGUUAGUACUGGCUUUUCUCUGGGGCUGAAGACUAUAGCAUCCACUGCACCAGCCACCACCACCUCGACCUCCGUCCUCACAACCAGCACUGCUCCGGUGAUGUCAUAUGCUCAGCUGGAGGCUUUGAUCAACAAGUGGAGCUCAGAGCUGGAAGACCAAGAACGACACUUUCUCCAGCAGGCCACUCAGGUCAACGCCUGGGACCGCAUGCUGGUGGAGAACGGAGAGAAGAUUACUUCUUUACAUAAAGAUAUGGAGAAAGUGAAACUGGACCAGCGAAGGCUGGAUCAAGAGCUGGAUUUCAUCCUGUCCCAGCAGAAAGAGCUGGAGGAUCUCCUCAGUCCGUUAGAGGAGUCUGUGAAAGAGCAAAGUGGAACCAUUUACAUGCAGAAUGCAGAUGAAGAGCGAGAGAGAACGUACAAGUUGGCAGAAAAUGUGGAUGCCCAACUCAAGAGAAUGUCCCAAGAUCUGAAAGAGAUUAUUGAACACCUCAACACAUCCAGCGGACCUGGAGACACCACCGACCCGCUUCAGCAGAUCUGCAAAAUCCUGAAUGCACAUAUGGACUCCCUACAGUGGGUAGAACAAAACUCUGUGUUACUCCAGAGGCGUGUGGAGGAGGUCUCGAAGGUGUGUGAAAGCCGCAGCAAGGAACAGGAGAAGAGCUUUCGUUUAAACUUCCAGUGAACAUGCAUAAAAUAUGAUUUUCAAUCAGAUGUAAAUGAAUGUCAUUGUUUUUGUUAUUUGCUUCAAAAUAAAAUCAUUUCUUUUACCUGA